AUGGAGCAGACAGCAUACACAGCUGAAAACAAGCGAUCGCCCGAAGAGACCGAGGCUUGGAUUCUCGGGAGCGGGACUUCAUCCCUCGCGUCGGCGCUUUACCUUAUCAAGAAUGGUAAGGUUCCCGCGAACAAUGUGCAUAUAUUGGAUUCUCAUGGCUCGGUGGGACAAAUUCUCCAUCAAGUGGGAAAUCCUUCUAGCGGAUACGAUCAGUUUGCGGGUUGUUUGCCUGUUCCAAUCGGCGCUCCAUUGAAAGAGCUCCUUGAUUCUAUCCCAUCAGUUAGGGUCCGGGGGCGGAGCGUACUCGAUGAAAUACAGUCUGCAGAGGUAACCCGAAAGUCCGCAACCAAAAACUGCGGCACAUCCUUCCUAGUCCAAAAGGAUCAUACUUUUCAGAAUAUUCCCACGCAUUCGUUGAACUUGAGCAUUAAACAUCGACUGGCUCUAGUAAGACUUGUACUCAAGGGAGAACGACGUCUAGGGAGGGGCCAGAUAAAGGACUUUUUGCCGAGCAGCUUUUUCCAGAGCACCUUUUGGGCUAUCUGGUCUGCCCAUGCAAUUGAAUUAACGCGUGCUCUCCGAGAGUACCUAUGCGAAUUCCACAGCCUAGCCAUAUUGAGCUGCCUCGAUAUUACAGGGUACUACCAACAUGAGUCUAUAUAUCUUCCAAUCUACUUUUAUCUCCGGAGCCUUGAUGUGGACUUCCGCUUCGACAUUAAGGUCAGGGACAUCGAGACAACUCCCGAUAAUGACCAUCACACCGUUUCGCGCCUGCAUCUGAUUCAACACGGAUUCGAAAUGCACCAGGACAUCGGUCCGCAUGACAUUGUCAUCGCUACUCUAGGAUCUACCGUUUCAGGCUGCACGACUGGAACGCACAAAUAUCCGCCUGAUUUGCAAUCGAUCGAACCGGCCGAGCAGCUAGACGAGAACUGGUCCCUAUGGCUGGAGCUUAGAUCCAGACAUAGCAAAUUUGGCAAUCCGUAUAAUUUCUGUACCCAUCAGUCCCAGUCAAUACUGGAAUCCUUUACAAUCACUACCGAGGAUCUCGCCUUUUUCAAACACCUUAGUUCCCUGUCGCGUUUCUCGUCCGCUGCUGGAAUAUACGUCAUUUUACGAGAAAGCCGGUGGAGGCUUAAUUUAUGCAUUCCCACACAAGAAGUCUUUCGACACCAACCUCCCAAUGUGCGCAUUCUUUGGGGCUUCGCUCUCUUCCCUGAGAGUAAAGGGGACUACGUGAAGAAGUCAAUGCUCCACUGUUCAGGUGCAGAAAUUAUGUCUGAGCUCCUCCAUCAUGUCAACUUCCCGUCUGAGCUGCUUGCUCGACACACUGUGCUCGUCCCCCGUGUUAUGCCACGAAUGAGUUCCCUUUUAGUCGGUCGCUCCCCGGACGAUCGCCCCCAAGUUAUUCCGCAAAAUACCUCCAAUAUUGGACUAGUAGGGCAAUUUGUUGAGCUCCCGCAUUACACCAGUGUGGACGUGAGCUACGGUGUUCGUUCAGCGGAAAUGGCCGUCUCCCAGUUGAUGAAUCUUCAUAUGCCUUCGGUCGUAUCGAAGUCUUCAUUUUCGACGCUGCUAAAGAUUUUGCUGUGGAGCUGA
Messenger RNA from Penicillium argentinense, 1599 nucleotides. RefSeq names its product oleate hydratase. NCBI's taxonomy places the organism in Eukaryota, Fungi, Ascomycota, Eurotiomycetes, Eurotiales, Aspergillaceae. The transcript is spliced from 2 exons. Bases 1 to 1599 code for a protein of 532 amino acids. The record is from RefSeq and is a predicted model, not a curated record. Gene Ontology annotation, biological process: fatty acid metabolic process. Gene Ontology annotation, molecular function: oleate hydratase activity; FAD binding.